GGGUCCACCGUGAUCUGAGUCUGGCCAUGAGGUUGUUGUGAUUUGGGGCAGAGACAGCAGAGAAAAACCGGGAAAGUUUGGUUUCCAAACGUCACAGGAAGCCCCUCCCCUUGUUUCCGUCCUUUCUUCUAGGCUGAUGAGCCUCCAGCUUGGGAAGCCGUGAGGGCCAUACAUCUAUGUCCAGCUGGGUGGUAGAAAGACCGACCCUAUCUGUGGAUGCAGCCUCUGGAGUAGACACUCAGAACCUUGUCUGCCAUUCCUACAGUGUUGCCUGCUCCAGCACUGGCCACCUCUGCCUGCCUCUCCUUCCCCUUCCUCGGUGUGUGGUCACAGGGAAGCUUCUCAUGGAGGAAGGCAAUGGAUCUCUGCUGGUCUCGGGCCAGCAGCCUCCCACCCACCUAGAGACACCUAAUCUCCUGGGCACACACUGACUGAACAAACCAACUUUGAUUUCCGCAGGAAUCCAGCAGCCCUAUGGAUGAGGAGUUUAAAUGUUAGAACCGGAAAAGGGAAGAGUGAGCUCCACCAUUCCGGGAGCUCUGUGUCAGAGGCAGCUCAUUCCUGAUUUGGACUCCAAAUAUUGAGACAUGAAAACCAAAGCUCCCUGCAUUGUGUGAUUUCUUGUGGUGUCCACGGCUGUCCUCUGAACUUGGGAGCAGACUCAACUGACCUUUGUCCCUGGGACAGAGGAUCUGAACCACAAUCCCAAUUCAACUCUUCAAAGGGAUUGUCAGUCUGAACCCUCACUCUCUGAAGUGGACAACCUUAUAUCCUGCCACAGGUCUGUUUAGGCCCAGGAGACUCUGCCCUACCCAGAGAGACCCUGGGAUACCCAGGAGACCCUAUCCCAGUUCAGGAGACCCCACCCAGGACCAGGAGACCCUGCCCCCAUCCGGGAGACCCUAUCCUCACUCAGGAGCCCCUGCCCCCACUCAGGAGACCCUAUCCUCACUCAGGAGACCCUACCCCAAUCCAGGAGAUACUACCCCAACCCAGGAGACCCUACCCCAACCCAGGAGGCCCUGCCCCAGUUCAGGAGACCCUACCCAGGACCAGGAGACCCUGCCCCCAUCCAGGAGACCCUGCUCCCACUCAGGAGCCCCUACCCCCACUCAGGAGCCCCUGCCCCCACUCAGGAGCCCUUCCCCAGCCUAGCCACAGGACUCCAGCCAUGAUGGAAGAAGACAUAGAAGUAUGGCAACAAGUGUUCCAGGAGCUGAUUCAAGAGGUGAAGCCAUGGGACAAAUGGACUCUCACACCAGACAAGGACCUUCUUCCUGGUGUUCUGAAGCCUGGAUGGACACAAUACCAGCAAAAGACCUUUGCCAGGUUCCUCUGCCCCAGCUGCUCUCGCAGUUGGGCCUCUGCCUGCGUCCUGGUGAUCUUCCACAUGCGCUGGUGUAAGAAGAGAGGCAAGGGACGGGUGAAGAUGAGGAUCUUUGCUCAGAGAUGUAACAAGUGCCCUGAGCCUCCAUUUGCAGCCCCAGAGUUUGCCUGGGACAACAUCUCGAGGAUCUUGAGCAAUCUGGUCUUCAGAAUUCUGAAGAAGUGCUAUGGAGAAGGGUUUAAGGAAAUGGCUGAGAUUCCCGUGCUCGGAGACACGGGUCUUGAAGGCCCACAUGACAGCAACAACUGUGAGGCCUGUCUGCAGGGCUUUUGUGUUCAGAGUAGCUCAGGCCUAGCCUCAAAACCACCAGCUUGUCCAUUGUCUCCCACCUCCUCUAAGUCAACUAGAGAGCCUACGGUCGCUGUAACGUGCAGCAACGUCUCCUGCUCACAGCCUUCCUCUAAAAUGGAAAAACCCCAAGCAUCAAAAGUGGACACCAAAGCCAGUAAUCCUACCAAAGCUGACCCCAAGGUUAGCCACACCCCAAACCCAUCAACUGUCCCAAUCUUGACAACCCAACAGUUGGCACCUGUGAGCUCCCCUGCUCCUAGAUGUGCCGUUCAAAUGCCUUCUCCCGCCAAGAGCAGCAGAACAGAGGGUAUGGGAAACAAGAACUCCAGGUCCAAGAUCCCAGAGGUAUUGCCCUGGUCCUCUGCAUUUGUCCCAACCGUUUCCUCCUCAUUCAUCCUACCCACAACCUCCUCCUAUGCCCCACCCACUUCCUUAUUUGUCCCAUCUACUUCUUCCUCAUAUGUUGCACCCACUUCCUCUAAAGUGGAAAAACCCCAAGCAUUAAAAGGGGACGCCAAAGCCAGUAAUCCUACCAAAGCUGACCCCAAGGUUAGCCACACCCCAAACCCAUCAACUGUCCCAAUCUUGACAACCCAAGAGUUGACACCUGUGAGCUCCCCUGCUCCGAGAUGUGCCAUUCAAAUGCCUUCUCCCGCCAAGAGCAGCAGAACAGAGGGUACGGGAAACAAGAACUCCAGGUCCAAGAUCCCAGAGGUAUUGCCCCGGUCCUCUGCAUUUGUCCCAACCAUUUCCUCCUCAUUCAUCCUACCCACUUCCUCCUCCUAUGUCCCACCCACUCCCGCAUAUGUUGUGCCCAGUUCUGGGAGACCAGGAGUAAACAUCACUUACCAGGCAGAGAGAAGCAGCCAUAUCCAUCCAGCAGGUGAACCCUGCUGCUGCCAAGCUUGCUGUGGGGCCUGCCACGAGUGCUGCAGUAAAAGCUGCGAGUGCUGCUGCGGAUGCUUCUGUGCGUGCUGCCAGGGCUUCUGCGAUUGCAUGAAACAUAACCCGUUUCGACGGCUGGUCUUUCUAAUCUUUGCAGCUGUCGUUGUGACGCUUUUCAUAAAAUAUGGCUUCUGAGCCUUGAAAAAAGAAUGCUGAGUGGCAAAAAAAAAAAAAAAUGUUACAACAUCCCAAAAAAAGUCAAAUACUGUGUAACCUUUUAUAUGAAACACCAAUAAAAUCAGGAGAACCCA
This is a messenger RNA of Myodes glareolus (Bank vole), 2874 nucleotides long. NCBI's taxonomy places the organism in Eukaryota, Metazoa, Chordata, Mammalia, Rodentia, Cricetidae. The record is from RefSeq and is a predicted model, not a curated record.